Drosophila rhopaloa is the source of this 5673-nucleotide messenger RNA. Its product is annotated as cubilin. The record is from RefSeq and is a predicted model, not a curated record. The coding region runs from base 585 to 4169 and encodes 1194 amino acids. Lineage: Eukaryota; Metazoa; Arthropoda; Insecta; Diptera; Drosophilidae. The transcript is spliced from 18 exons. Gene Ontology annotation, molecular function: protein binding. Gene Ontology annotation, cellular component: plasma membrane.
CUUAGGUGCCCUGACAGCACUCGUAAGACAUUUUAUGGCCCGUAAGCAGAUGAGGUGAUUUGCGUUUAGUUGCCUGCCUGCCAGCCGUGCGAGGAGUUCAAGAUCCGUGGAAUAAUAAUAAUAGCCCCGGCUAAAGUGGGCCCAAAAUCCUUUGAUUUCCCCAGGAAAGUGUCUCGAGUGUGAAAUGCCAAGUUGAGAAGUGGAGAAACCAGCAAGGCCCAAGUGCAAACCAAAAAGUAUACAACAAAAAUAAAUACAAAGCAAACGAAAGUGUUCAGCAACAAACAUUCCUCGCCCGGUCACUGGAUCAGGAUAUAUAUAUAUACUCAUAUAGCAUAAGCAUCGGGAUUUCCCAAGGAUCCACUGACUGCAGCCUGCACACAGAUGCAGCCCUAACGCAGAGCAAGAAUCUCGUCUUCGUCGCCAAGCUGAAGCAAUUAACUGAAAAUGUAGCAGGGAAAGAACAUGGCCCAACUGGAACAGCAAAUGCCAUGCGAUGCAACUAGCAUAAACAAACUCAGAAGAUUCCGUGAUUAGGACGUGUUGUACCCUAACGCUCUAAAUGCAGACGAUAUGGGCACAACAUGGCCUCAGCACAGAUACGACAUUUCUAUAACACACCAACAACAAUUUCUUCAACAACAACACGACAACCUUUACUACAACAACAACAACAACUGCAGCAGCACACGAACAACUGCAACAGCAAACGAAAGCAAUUUCAAAGCGAUACGUUUCUGUGCCACACACAAACACAAAGUGAGUCAGAGGCAAAAGCAGCAGGAGCAACAUUAUGCCAGUCAACGCUUGCGGCAGCAGCAACAACAGCAAAAGGAGCAGGAGCAACAGGAGCAAGAGCAACAGCAACAGAUGAUGUACAAGCCAGCGAAUGUCGGCAGUCCUGGACCACAGAUGAGAUCGCUGCCAGCAACAGAAACACCCAGCACAGGAUGCGAUAUCCUUUGGCCGGCAGUGCUGCAACCUGCGAUGUUGCUACUGUUCCUGCCGCACGGCAGCAGCAACAGCAGCAAUGCCUGGCUCCUACUGCCACUGCUUUGGCUGCUUCUACAGGGACUUCGGAGCAGGAUCGCCUCGCCACGAGCACUUGCCUAUCACGCCUAUCUUCCAAAGUCAGCCAGGACUCUACGAAACAACAACGAAAGCUCUUUCAACACGGCGCCACAACAAGGGACUCCGAUGCUUCAACUUCGACGGCUCCGGCAGUCAGCAUCCUCAUGGAUAUGCAAAAGUUUGCACGCUCUAUAUUUCCGCUGGUUAUCAUCUUCAAUCUGCUGCCUUUGUUCUAUGCAGGCGGUGCUCAUUUAAAGUCGAACGGCGCCGAUGGGGAGCCUUGGAUGCAGCCGGUGGUGGCCUAUUUGGAGGUGUCGUCGCGACCCACGAAAUCGCCAAAGUGUGAUCAGACAUUCGUGUCGCGGAUCGGCGGUCCCCAGAACGGCAGCUUCUCGGCCCCGCUGCUGCACAACCAUCGCAAUCACUCGCGACAAUGCCUCUACACCUUCCUAGCAGGACCUGGACAGCGUGUCGAAGUAGUUUUUAAAUCGUUUAAUUUAAGAGGAAGUCCACCAGACGGUUCGGCCGUCGGUGAAUUACCAAGUUGUGUUCAUGAGUACAUGGAUAUCUACUCGGAGGUGCAGUCGUCGGAGCCAGCGGAACUGAUCAAUUCGCCAUUCGGGGGUCGCUACUGCGGCACCAUUCCGCCGCGUCGUCGCAUUUCCAUGUACCGGGCAGUUGCGAUUUCUUUUUUUAGCAACAAGAACGUGACCACGGACCUGUUCGAGGGCACGUUUAGGUUUAUAAAUGCAUCGGAAUAUGAAAUUGGCAUACCCAUUGCGGGAUCGCCAUGUUCCUACACGAUAACGCCCAGCAUGAGCGUCAACAAAACUGGUGCGCUCAUAUCGCCAACCUAUCCAGGUGCCUAUCCGAAGGAUAUGUCAUGCACAUAUCAAUUUCUUGGUGAAUCGAAUCAGAGGGUUAGAUUAGAGUUUCGUGAUUUUGAUCUAUUUUUUGGUGGACCACACUGCCCAUUUGACUAUGUGAAAGUGUACGAUGGUCCAGAUAAUUCGUCAGCAUUAAUCGGUACAUAUUGCGGGCAGCAAAGAAACUUAGUUUUGUAUUCGAGCGAGUCGAGCCUUUUUGUUCAUUUUUAUACGUUAUCGCGCACCGCAAAUACCCAAAAUCGUGGCUUUAAAGGAAUUUAUGAAUUUAGCGAGAGUUUUGUUAAAUUAGAUUUUAUACGUGAAAAUGAUGGCAUUCACAUACGUGGCUCAGAAUGUGAUCAAAAGAUUUUAUCGAAGAAGGAAUCCACUGGCUUUGUGCUCUCACCCAACUAUCCCUAUCCCUAUAUACCAAAAACUGUGUGUAGAUAUUUCAUCUAUGGCAUGCAGGAUGCUCAGCAUCUGGAGCGUGUACGACUCGAGUUUAACGCUUUCAAUAUACCCAAGGUGGAGCACAAGGACAAGAGCGAAUCCAACUGCACCGACGGCUAUCUAAAGAUCUAUCUGAAGGGCCAGGAGACGGCCGAUGCCUACGACAAGUUCGACUACGAGCUGUGCGGCAACGAGACGCAGCGUGUGAUUAGCGAGGGGCCGCGGCUGGCCAUGGUCUUCAGUUCCGGAGAGUUGCAGGGCCGUGGCUUCAAGGGCAAGUACACCUUCGAGACGGAGUACAAGAUUCCGGGCACGGCGGCACCGGACGGAACCUGCAGCUUCACCUACGUGAGCAACUCGAAGAAGCGCGGCGAACUGAACAGUCCGCGCUAUCCCUCCAAUUAUCCGUCGGACACGAACUGCUCGUACCUGUUUCUGGCCGAGGCCGACGAGCAGGUGACCAUUGUGUUCGACCACUUCAAGAUCAAGGCGGACAACAAUGCAAACGCCACGGCGGGAGCCUAUGGUUCCGGCGCCUGCUUCGAGGACUGGCUGGAGAUGUACGUCGUCUACCGGGACAACAACGACCGCCUGCUGGGCCGCUACUGCGGUCAGACAGCCCCCGGACCCGUCGAGAGCCCGCGGGGAGCGGUGGGGCUGCGGAUCACCCUGCACACGGACCAGGAGAGCGUGGCCAGCGGCUUCAAGGCCCGCUACUUCUUCGAGUCGGCCAAGUCGGAUGCCGGCGACUGCGGCGGCAACUUCAGCAACCAGGACUCGGGUCUCAUCACCUCGCCCAACUGGCCGGCGGGCUACAAGGCGCCAGGCCGCGGCAUGGCCUCCAAUGCCUGCAACUGGGUGAUGAAAGCCCGCCCCGGCUACAAGCUGUCCAUUCACUUUGAGCAGUUCGGCCUGGAAGGAGACCCAGCCAAUCGCGGCUGCCCUGCUGCUGUGCUGCGGCUGUGGAUGAACGUGGACUCCGACCAGCCGCCGAUGGAGCUGUGCGGCGAGAAGCCGCCCGUGGAGCAGUGGCACUACACCUCCACCGGCCAGACGGCGCGCAUCAGCUUCACCACCAGCGACAAGACAGUGGGUGCCCAGGGCUUCCGCAUUGUGUGGACCGAGAUACAGGACUCCGGACCGGGUCCGCCGUCCGUGGGUCUGCACUGCGAGUCCACCUACCACUUCCAGUGCGGAGCCGGAUACUGCAUCUCCGACAAGCUGCGCUGCGACGGAGUCAAGAACUGCGGCCCCGGCGACGAUACUGACGAAUUGCACUGUACCACGGAAGCGGCCGAGGAGGACUACGACGUCCUAAUUAUAAUAACGCUUCUCGUCGUCUCGUCCCUAAUCUGUCUCCUAUGCAUACUCUGUCACUCCAGAAGAAACCGUAGGAACCAUGUCCGCCAACUGGGCCUACAUCGGAAUGCACAUUACGACUCGCAGACCAGUGCCACGGCGGGUCUCAGCUCCAGUCGCCGGCAUCUGCAGAGUGGUGGCGCCAGCAUCGCGGGCAGUUUGCAUGGGAUCAACAGUGGCAACCUGAUGAUACCGCCCGCCCCACUGCCGCCCACCAGCGUUCCGCCGCCGCCCCACAUCUGCAUCGCCGGCGUGGACAUGGGAAUGGGGAUGGGCAUGGGACAUGGACUGAUGUCCAACGGGGAGGACGACGAGGACGAUCUGGAGCUUGAUGAGGACCAGCUGGACGCAGACAUUUUCAUCAACGAUGUGCACUUCGAUGAGGACAACAUCGAUCAUGUCAACCAAAUGGCGAACGUCUAACGAUGGUUCGGCGCAGUUUUAGGCACUUUUAUCGCAAACUUCAGUUUCGGUUUUAAAACGCAUUUAGAAUAAGGCUAACUAGGUAAUGGCGAACAAAGCAACUUUGCAGAGCAAGAGCAGUAGAUUACACACACUCCCACAACGCAUACUGACACGCAGACAAAGGAUAACACACAGAUACAGUAAAACCGGGAGGCGAACAGAAACAGAAAUUCAAAAGUUAACAAUACCUAAAAGACAAGAAAUUAUGCAAAAAUGCGAAUUGAUUAAGACAUAAAUUUAAUAACGAGCGAAUCGGGAUGGUUAGUAGGCAUUAGAGAUGGAGUAAGCGAAAGCGAAGCUAAAUAAGUACAGUAGGGCGAGCAUAUUGUAGUUGCGAUAACACGAUUAGCCAGAAGCGUUUCACAUAAGUAAGGGAUGGUGUCGAGGAAUAAGAAACAAAUAAUAGCUACAUUUAAUAACUAUAUUAUACACAUAGCGAAAUACGUACGGCGGAAUGGAUAAGGGCGCACAAAAAGCACAGGACGAUAGGCGGAUGUGUAAAAAGCAAGAAGCAAGGAGCUAGAAGCCGUUUAGCGGAAACGGAUACGAGCCGGAAACAGCAAGCGCAGGAAGUGCAAGUACGAAUCAUUUUCAUAGCCACAAGAGACCGCAGACAAGAUGAAAAAUAAAAUAAAGUUGUUGAUUUUUAUAUUUGAUACGAGUAAUAUUUAGGUGAAGCAUAAAUUGAAUUAAUUAUACAACAGAAGAAACGAAGAAAGUAAACGUUAAUAAAACAAUACACACAUUCGCAAACCGAUAGAUAAACCGAUAAUGAAUAACGGCAGCAACAUACUAAAGGGCAUAAAACAAUAAUAAUUAACUACCUUUACAUACGCGCAUGACUUUUUAUUUACACAUUUUGUACAAAAAAUCUUCGACCCUUGAGGCUACACAAAUCAAACAUACAACAACAAAAAGGAGAAGAAGAAAUAAUGCAUAAAUAAAACAAUUAGUGACUAUCAAAACUGUAUCUUCCAGCAAAGAAUAAAAGCAAAGAGUUAAAUGACGCUAAAUCGAAAAGUUUAUAUGAGGAUAAAGGAGGAAAUUUAAUAAAUUAGUGGCCCCAAAUAUGGAAAAUGAAAGCGAGAAAUGGAAAAGAAAUAAAUUCAAAGAUUUUUGUCUAUUUAAGCACAUUUUUAUAAACAUUUAAGGCGAACAAGAAUAUUUAUAAAAAUGUAUACGCUAAAGGGAACGAUAAUAAUAAAGUAAAUUAUACAAGAAGCUAAAAACCAGAAUCUAAACACAAAGAAACCGAUUAUUGAAUUUAAUUUUCGUUGUGCCAAAUCGUGUUUGGCAUUUUUUGUAUCAAAUAUUAUUUUAUGUUAUUUUAUCAAGUUUAUACAUAUGCAAACAUAUUGUGAAUUUUAAGAUUGUUUUAGUUCAUAUCAGUUUCCUCCGUUUUGGAGUUAAAUGAUAAAUUCCCUAAAAUUUCGUAAAAUAAAUAAUAAUUAUUGGUUUCAUA